ACCGGCAGCGAACCACCGGAGCUCAUCCACCUCCCAAAUCUCUCAUCAUGUCGACGGCGGCUGCAUCUCGGCCCAGCGGCUCCAUCCUUUUGACUCCCUUUCCCAACUACCAAUCCGCCUCGCUCUCUCGCGUCAAGCUCCCCGCCGCCGGCGCCGGCCGCUCGCCAAGCAAGUCCGUCAGCGCCUCGUCUCCCCGCUCCUCCCCCGCGGGCGGCACCGCCACCCCGAAGACCCGUCGGACAUGCAUGUGCUCUCCGACAAACCACCCGGGCUCGUUCCGCUGCAGCCUCCACAAGGAACGCAAGCAGAAGGUCCCGGCCGCAGGCAGCUGCAGGAAGCCAUCCUCCCCGCCUUCGCCGCCGUCGAAGCGCACGGCCAGCCCGUUCGCGCAGCUCGGCCCCAUCGGCAGCGGCUGCGCCAAGGGCACGGGCCGCACGCUCCCACAGCUCGCUCCCAUGGGGAGUGGGCACUGGGCGCGCAGGGCGCUCGCGCCGUCCCCCACGGCGCAGCAGGUGCAGUACAGAAAGCGCGCGAGCCGGUUCCACCCCGGGCCCAGCAGUCUCUCCGCAGCCUCCAUGGCCGGCCACCGCGCAGGCGGCAGCAUCCAGUAAAAAAACAGCGUCGACAUGCCAUACUAGUACAUACUGCACAAACUGUUCAUAGGAAAGAAAUUCCCCGAAUAAUUCCGAUCGCUGUAUAGAAGGAAGAUCGGUGGGGAUCAGGCCGGGAGAUUGGAGUUUUUAAGACCCAAUUUGAUUCCGGCCUGUUCAAUUAGCUGUAGAUAGAGUGGCUGUACAUAUUCCUGCCGCUGUACAUAGAGUGAUCGUCUUCCUCCUCCCCGCUGCACAUAGAGUGAGUUCGUCUUCCCUGCUCCACUUGUACAUAGAGUGAGCUCUCUGCCCGCUGUGUAUAACUCCCUGAGUUUGGUUUUGGAUAUACAUCAAUGCAAUGAGUGACAAAUUGGAGACACAUA
Triticum dicoccoides is the source of this 973-nucleotide messenger RNA. RefSeq lists its product as uncharacterized. The coding region runs from base 48 to 611 and encodes 187 amino acids. The transcript has a single exon. The record is from RefSeq and is a predicted model, not a curated record. NCBI's taxonomy places the organism in Eukaryota, Viridiplantae, Streptophyta, Magnoliopsida, Poales, Poaceae.